AUGGGUGACGCAGGCCUUUUCCAGCAGCGUGACCGCCACGAGCUGACGCGGAGAGCGUUGAAAGUGACGGACAGCUGCCAAGCUCGCCUACAAGCUCCUGCAACUGGCACACCACACGUGAUCCGCUCCAAUACCGCCUUUGAUUCAAAAUUUAUUUCUUUCCCUUCUUCGCCUCCUUCACACAACACAGCACCGCAGAUUAUCCCUCACCUCACCGCGACGCAAGCCGAAGUGCUUCAUUCACGCAAGCUCACACUAGAAGUAUUGGUUUGUGAGCGCGCUCCCAUGCUUCGGCUGCCCAGCAUGCCCCCAGGCCAACUGUCGCACAGGCUCUGCAAAUCAGAACAGCCGAACAACACUGGCUUGUUCUCGGAGUCUGAGAUUCUCGGGAACCCGCAACCUCAGCUGAAGCUUGAUACGGAUUCCGAAAACUGCUUUGGUCAACUUCCGGAUGCCACUAGCCGCCUGAAACAAGAAGGCCCAUCGCUGGCACCGCCAGCAUCUCCUGGCCACAACGAGGCGUCUGUUCGCCGGAAUAAUGACGAGCCCUCCAGUGACCUGUCGGCAAACGAAGAAAAUUGCGAUGUUUCCCAUGGUGGCCAGAACUUGUCGACUGUUGCCCCAAACUCGAGUCUUUCCCAACUCAAAGAGGGGCGUGAUGAGCACGAUAGCCAAGCCUCCGUCCCAAGUGAGCGACAAAGCACAAGUUCCAGCUUACUACCCUCCGCUGAACCACGCAGCGCCCUUUCUGUUUUACUCGAAAGACUCGCCAGCAUGAGUGACCGUUUGCAUUGCGUAGUGGACGAAAACUUUGACAUUGAUACCAUUGCAUGGCUCGUUAUCGGGCUUGGAGCCGAUGAGUCUCGGCAACGUCUCUUCAAUUUUCUUGAUGAAGCGACAAUGGGUGUAUGGUAUUGCUUGGGUGACGUCGUCUCUCAGUCCUUUCGCUUUCUGAUUGAACUGGAAUCUCCCGAGGAGGCUUGUGUAUCUCAUGGACUGUCAUGUAAGCGAGUUAUGGUGGUUCAAGAUGAGCUUGGCUGCAGACAACUUCGCUUCAAGACAGUUCAUCGCGCUGAAUGA
This is a messenger RNA of Fusarium odoratissimum NRRL 54006, 1080 nucleotides long. RefSeq lists its product as uncharacterized. The transcript has 3 exons. The record is from RefSeq and is a predicted model, not a curated record. NCBI's taxonomy places the organism in Eukaryota, Fungi, Ascomycota, Sordariomycetes, Hypocreales, Nectriaceae. The coding region runs from base 1 to 1080 and encodes 359 amino acids.